Molecule: messenger RNA, 2538 nt
Organism: Chondrus crispus (carragheen)
Lineage: Eukaryota; Rhodophyta; Florideophyceae; Gigartinales; Gigartinaceae
Product: DNA mismatch repair protein MLH1
Exons: 3
Coding region: 1-2538 (845 amino acids)
Biological process (GO): mismatch repair
Cellular component (GO): MutLalpha complex
Molecular function (GO): ATP hydrolysis activity; ATP-dependent DNA damage sensor activity; mismatched DNA binding
Source: RefSeq, a predicted model, not a curated record
AUGGAAGAAGAAAGCGCUCACGGCCUGACAAGUCCUCAUGAAACUUGUCGAAUCCGUCGCCUUCCCGAGGGCGUUAUCAAUCGCAUCGCAGCCGGCGAAGUAGUUGUCCGCCCUUCAGCAGCACUGAAGGAGCUCUUGGAAAACAGUCUAGAUGCAGGCGCAUCUUCAAUCACCAUAACAGUCCGAAACGGUGGGCUCAAACUGUUGCAAGUCUGUGAUGAUGGGAAAGGUGUGUCGAAAGAGGAUUUGCCAUUGCUGUGCCAACGGUUUGCCACUUCCAAGCUGCGCACCUUCGAAGACUUGGCCGCUGUUUCUACCUUUGGAUUCCGGGGCGAGGCUCUCGCCUCCAUUUCGCAUGUCGCAAGGCUUUCCCUCCUCACCAAAACGAAAGACUCCGAUGUUGCGUACAAAGCCACGUAUUUAGACGGCGUACUUCGAGGUGAGCCAGAGCCUACUGCGGGGUGCGAUGGCACCACCAUGAUUAUUGAGGAUAUGUUUUACAACCUCGUCGCUCGUAGGAAUGCGCUCAAAUCGCCCUCAGAUGAGUACCGCGCUGUUGUGGACGUCGUCUCCAGGUACGCUAUUCGGUACCCGCAAGUGUCGUUUUUAUGUUCGACCGUGUCGGACAACAUCCGAGCAGGGUUCGGCUCUUCUGUCGCAAACGAACUAUUAUCAUUUGAAGUCAAAAUUUAUCCAGCGAAGGCAACGGUUUCGGUCUAUACCACAACGGCUAACUUUAGCAUGAAGAAGGCUGUUUUCGUUCUGUUCAUUAACGGGCGUCUUAUUGAAUGUCAGCCCCUUAAAAGAGCUGUACUCGCAACAUAUGGCAGCUUUCUCCCGAAGAAUGGACACCCUUUUGUGUAUGUCGAUCUGAAGAUGCGACAGGCAGAUAUUGACGUUAACGUUCAUCCGACCAAGAAAGAAGUACGAUUUUUGAAUGAACAACUCAUAGUUGAAGCUGUCGUCGACAAGCUGAUUGAAAAGCUGAAGACAACAGAGACAUCGCGAACUUUCUUAGCUCAAUCCAUACUUGCCACGAAUGGGUCCGGAAUUCAGGCUGAGCCGCCAAUCACUAGUUCUUCUCCCAGAGUACGGGACUGGGACUCAGAGGAGAAACUAAGGGUGCGACAGUCAAACUCUCAUAAUUUAAGUUUUGCUUCACAAGACAUCAAAAUUUUUGACGAGCUCACUGAGAAAAGCGGGGCUCUCGACGAACUUCCUGAGCCGGGAGAAUCAUUGCCACAAAACGAUGCAUCUCAGUCACUCCGUGACUCAGAAGGGUCUCCGUUUGAACGGAUGGAUUUGACUACUCCCGGUAAUCACACUGAGACGAGGGGUCCUGGGAAAAAGAGUACCUCUUCUUCGAAGAGCAAUAUUAUGCACGCCAAGAACAAAGUACGGACGGGAGCCGACGCCCCUGUCGGGCUUUACGAUGUAUAUCUCAGUCGCAACAAUCAAUUUUCUAAAGCUAUUGAUAUUCAAACCUGGCGGAAGCGACGAAAGCGUGCAUUGCCGCUGCUUACAUCCGUUGAAAAUAUGUUGAAUGAAUGUCAAAGCAAGUCGCACAGCGGCCUAACGCAAGCUCUGAAAGAGCACAUAUUUAUCGGCGUUGCUUCGGACAACUUUGUUUUGUUGCAGCAUUCGACAAAGCUUUUGCUUGCAGAAAUAGGGCCGAUUGUUGCGGAGCUCAUGUAUCAACAAAUCCUAAUUCGGUUUGCAGACCUUGACACCCUAUCCCUUUCGCCCCCUGCUCCGCUGGUGAGAUUAAUCGAAGGAUACACUGGCGGGAAGGGCAAGUCGGAAGUACAUGAGACUGCUGACUACUGUUCGAAAAUGUUGAUGGACAAGGCCCCUAUGCUCUCAGAAUAUUUUGGGAUUUCAAUUUCCAAAGACGGCGAAGGUGAAGUUGAGAUUCACACUAUCCCUCUUUUGUUUCCCAAAGUCAUGCCCGAUGUAAAGUAUUUCGGGGCAUUUUUGUACCAUUUGGCUGUGGAUACAAAUUGGUGUGAGGAGUUUGAGUGCCUCCAGGGAAUUUCUAGGGCAAUAGCAGAGUGGUAUGGAAGGCAUUGGGAUUUUGGGUCUUUCCAAGGUGACGAGACGAUGGGCUCGUAUGACGAGAACCGAGAACAAAACGUUGAGGGGAAUUUGGCGAAUGCAAAGCCAAAAACUAGCGCAGAGACUGUGGAUACAAGCCGAGAGUGGCUGCUACGGCAUAUUUUCUUUGCGUCAUUGCGAAAGGACUUUUAUCCACCGCAGAGCUUUUACACGGAGAAGAUUGUGAGAGAAAUCACCUCAACUGCUCGAUUAUACAAGGACGACAGAACUUGUUCCCGGGGACGGAAAAGGGAUGUACGUAGAUAUGCGAUGGAACGAGUGAAUGAUGCGUGCGCGAGGAAUAGUCAUUGCCUUCUGCCCUGGACAUGUGUAAUAGACACUGGGCCGCAUGCACGUUGGCGACUUUUUCUAAAGAAUAAUUGGCCAAAGGAUUCUGGGCCACUCGUCUCAGAGCACAACGAACAAAAUGAAGGCCGGCUGUAA